CUUGUACAUUCAGAUAGUAAUUAUGCAUAAUAUUUCAAAUGACAACCAUUUGUUUCGAAAGAAUCCUUUAAAAAUACAGGAAGCUUACCAAGACGAGAAUUCAUAAAAUACUUCAAUAUUUCGUUAUCUAUGUGUCAAAUUCUUAUAUAAGUUAUAUCUAACAUCUUUUAUCCUUUAUAUAAAGUACACCUAUCAAGGAAUCAAAUCUUACUUAGAACAGCCAUGCGAACAAAUUUAAAAAACUCGUAAGUUGUGAUAAUUUAAAAAAUUUUAUUAUGAAGACUGAAAGUGGACACACGGCAUCUAUACACAGAAUGAAAAUAUUUCUGUUUCACUUCAUGAAUUCAGGAAUCUUAAUUUAAUUAACAAGAUACAAAAGAAGUAUGCACAUUUCUCUGUGGUGCGACAAUGCACUUUGUGUAAACAGCUUAACCACAAAGAGAGCAAGAGAAUAAAGAGAGGCAUGCGCAGUGCUGUCAAAUACCAUUUAAGCUCGUACGAUCUCAGCUUGUAGAGGGGAGGAAUUGAGGAGCGAGAGAAUGAAAUGACGGGAGUAACGUGAAAUUCUCAGUGUCAGUGGAGCCCAAGCUGGCGAAGGUUUUAUCGUAUACCACGCAUCUCACAUAAACAUAAUUAAUCUUCUACGAAAUAAUAAUCAAGUGAAUGGCAAUGCAAUAUAGUGCAUCGUGAACGUCUUAAAAGAGCUUUCGGACGGGACAUUCAGUCAGGGUUCUACACAUCGUAAUGGAUUAUAUAUAGGAGUUUUGUGCAUCCAUCUAUACAAACUAAUUACUUGUAAAGAACAAAGGACGAUCAAAGUAAUACCAAGUACGAAAAGAUGAGAAGAGUUUACACCGUUGCAUGCCUGUUGUUCCUUUGCAUGAUAUGGGGUGCAACAGGAAUAAACUACGACACUACUGUAAUCGAUCAAAUACGAAACGAACUACUGAGAUUAGAGAAAUCAUUGGAAAGAGACUUGUUUGAUCCGAGGCUGAACGUGUUCGAAGGUCGCGAGCAGGAGAAAUAUAUGUGGCUGAUAAAAAGCUUCAAAAAUUUCGGUGACGAGUUAGAGAGCAAUUACUCGAGUAACGGGUACGAGAAUUUGAAUGCAUUGAGCUCCAUUUGGCUGUGGGCUCGAACCGAGAGCGAGCUAAAAGCAGUCGAUGGCUUGUAUCGUGUGUUUCGGUUAAUGCAAAGGGAAAUCAUCACUGGAAACGCUCCUCUUGAAUUAUCAAAACUGAAUGAUUUCUUAAAUAUCAUUCUGCAUGAUCCAAACGCGUCGAUCGUGCGAACAUUGGAGCGCAUCAGCAAUUUAAUAGUGCAGGAAAAAUUGUUCGUGUCGGCUUAUCAGGAAGCUUCCUCGCAGAUUUGCAAUGAGAAGCAGUCGCUUCAACAAUUGCUGUAUAAUUUAUAUACAACAGUAACUUUGACAGAGAUCAAAGGUUACAGCAUGAUCCAAUUUUCUUAUAAAAUGCUACGACUGUAUAAUCCAGGUAGUAAUUUCACCGAGGAAAUGAAUAUAGUGAAGCAGCAGUACGAGAAAAGAACGAUGGAAACUUUGCGAGCUGUAAAAACGGCCAUGGCCUUUGCUCCACGACAACUUUGGAGAUGCGACGCGAGAAAACAUAAAUUAGAUGAAACUUAUACGACGUUACGACAAUUGUUCCAAGGAUAUAUCGUAAAUGAGGUGGAUUUAAAUGCAGAUGCAACGUGCAGAGAAAAUUGUGCCUAUUACGAGUACACGAAAGUUUAUGGCUGUUAUAAAGAUCAAUUUUGCUCUCAGCAACGCAAAUGCAAUGGUAGAGUGUUAAAGUGCGAAUACGUCGAUUCCGAUAUGUGGAUUUGCCCUUCGGCAAAGAACAGCGAUCGGAGGUACGAGUACAUAGAAUAUGAAAGUGGUCGGUUAAUGGGGCAAAAGGGUACUUGCAGUAAGCCUAUAACAAAAGUCGAUAGCUGGUGGCGUUGGUUGUUCUGGCACUGCAGUUACUGUUUCUGUUACUGCGAUGAUAGUAACAUUAAUUCUGACAGAUACUUCAGCUUGCGAAAAGUUGUAUCUGACGUAGCGAACAACAAAGUCAUAACAGGUAUCCGGUUUAAGAAAGUGAAUAAAAUAAUACAUAUUCAAAUACAGGAAGGUGAACUGAUGCCACAUGGAACUAUCAAUAGGGCCACUGUUGAAUGGAAACCGAUCGAAGAAUUUCAUAUAUUAGAUAAUAAUGUAACUAAUGGAGUAGACUAUCACACUCUGUCAUGGGAGAAACGAGGCUUGGAUCUAGAUGAUUUAAGUCUCGAUCAAAAUUAUCUAUUGACAGGUGUCAAAUUUCGAGUGAUUGGUGCGCGAUUAAAUUUAGAAGCAAGAAUGACGCAUUUCAAUUUCACAACUGGAAAACUGACACGACCAUUGGAGAGAAGUUUCUGGAUCAGUCACGAUAAAACCGAAAGAUCGGAAUUGAAGUUAGACAAUCCUGAUAUACCAACUCGAGCACCGCUUAUGACAUUACCGGAUUCGAAGUCGGAACAUCAAUACCUAAAUUUUGCGCCCAGCGAUCGAAAAACUGAUGCAGCACAAAAUACAAUACCAUUCCUCGACAUUCAACCGGUAGAAUCAAACCCACCGAUUCCGAUCGCAGGUGCUGGCGUUUUUCAUAAAGGCCGAUCAGGAUCGGGAGGAUUCGUUGCAUUAAGAUUGAUUACAUACGAUUUUAGCCCCCACCUGAAGGUUGAUUUAAAUACCAAUGCAGAAUCUUCCAUUGUUGAUAAUUUACAUGAUAUGAUAACAGUAUGAAUGUAAAUUGUUCAUCACUAAUUUUAUUAGUGUAUAGUUCAGUUAAUCAAAUAUUCUUUUUGUAUUUCGAAUCUAUUUUCAUGCACAUUUCAGUAAUUUAGAAUGUAAGUUUAAUUAUAAUUCGAAUAAUUGAGUGAUUAAUAAUGUCACGUAACUUUCUCUAAAACCAAAUUUCUGUCACAUGAUUAUUAUCCGUGCCAUCUUAGCAUUUAUGUAAACGUGUUUUAAAUUACGAUACAAAGAAUAAUAUUCCCUUUUACACCUUUGUACACUAUCUUCAAUUUCAAUUCUUAUUAAACUUCCGGUAUUAAUCUUUAACUAGAGAAAAUCUGUACGUUGCCGCGUUAUUAUGCUGUUAGUUCCAAACAAGCUAAUAUUGUUUAUAACUCGAAUAUUCUUUUAUAUUGCCAUCUUGAUAUUUUAAAACCCUGUGAUCUAUUAUUACUCAAGUUUAAAAUAAAGAUAAAAAAGAUACAUGAAUGUACAUGAAAAAUAAAGCGAAUAUUUACACCGAGAAUGUAAA
Messenger RNA from Ceratina calcarata, 3308 nucleotides. It is a transcript of the gene orion, whose product is annotated as chemokine-like protein orion. NCBI's taxonomy places the organism in Eukaryota, Metazoa, Arthropoda, Insecta, Hymenoptera, Apidae. The record is from RefSeq and is a predicted model, not a curated record. The transcript has 9 exons. The coding region runs from base 839 to 2785 and encodes 648 amino acids.